AUGCAAGCGUGGGCACUUAUUCUACUGGGCUAUGACUUCAAAAUCCAGUACCGUCGAAGAGAGGAUUUUGUGCCGGCAGACGCCCCAUCACGGCUCAUCAGUAACCAGCCCACCUCCAAGGAAGAUGCCGCCAUCUACGUCAACGAGGGUACCACACAACAGAUAUCUCAAACAGUUCGUGCGCCGCCGGUUUUAAUUCUCGAAAUCAAACGGGAAACGGCCUUGGACAACACACUACGGCAGGCCAUCCGUUACGUCCGAGGCAAAUGGUCAAAGCGCUUCCCCACCGGAGAUCUUCAGCAGGUUUCUGCAAGGUUGACUAGCAUCUCCCGUUCGGUAAAAUCAAAUAGGGCGCAUCAGGCAUUUCUGAUGGAGAGGGAUAUGCAGUACUGUCCGUGUGACUCGUACGAUGGUAGUGCCAAGUUGGUCAGGCACUUAGAGAUAGUGCAGAUUUCAAAGAGGCCACAUGAGAUGGAUGGUAACCUUGUGGAAGAUGCUCCAAAAUCGACGUUCACUGCCGAUGAGGAAAAGCACAUUUUCAGUCAUCCAUUCUUUGCUAAAUCCGCCGAGGAAAUGGAAGGAAAUCCAGCCUAUGAGGCGUUACGAACUCUGAAAUACGAAAGUGAAGACCCUAACGCAAACGCUGAAAGUUUCAAGGAAGAAGGAAACUACUACGUAAAGGAGAAAGACUAUGAGAAGGCUGUAUCCGCUUACACCGGAGGAAUACUUGCCAAACCUACCGACAAAAAACUUCUUGCCAUUCUCUACACUAAUCGAGGCAUUGCUAAUGGUUUACGGAAAAAUCACGGUUCUUGCGUCAAGGACUGUAAAUGGGCCAUCAAACAGGACCCCAGUCACUUAAAAGCGUACAUUCAGGCUGCGAAAUCCCUGCUCAUACUCAAGAAACCCACCGAAGCAACUGAGAUGUGUGAAGCCGGCCUAAAAGUGGCUCCAACCAAUGAAGUUUUGGCUGAAUUGAAAGCGAAGGCUUUUGCACUGGCGGAAACCAAGGCCGCCGAAGAGUCGAAAAAUGUGUCGGCAGUUAAGGAAAGCCAAGCAAAGUUAUCCACCGUCUUCCAGCAACUGGCGGCUCGAGGCAUUCGCGUUGAUUUCGACCUUCCACCUGUUGGGCUGCCUGACCACGCCGGUGUGGAGAUAUCCUUUGAUCACAUGAAUCUCAUUCACUGGCCUGUGCUCUUCAUGUAUCCGGAAUUCAGUCAAACCGAUUUCGUGCAAGACGCCGCAGAAUACCUCACGUACGUCCGCCUUCAUCGCAACCUCACGGGCUGGUGGAUCCGCGAGUGUCUAAAACACGUCCUCAAUCCCAACGACCCUCCGCCAUGGGACAAGGAUAAGGCCUACACCACGUCGGAGGAUGAGAUCGAGGUUUACUUCGAGGACACGAAGGUGGCGAAGCAGAUGGUGGAAGUGCCCAUUUCUCGCACCAUCACUGAACUCACUCGAUGUCCGGGAUUCUCCGUGCGCCGAGACCUGGUGAUUGUCCUUUUCGUGGUCUCCAAAUUGUCCAAAAACUUCCACAAGAAGUGGAUUGAAAAUUUAAGGGGUUAA
Mesocestoides corti is the source of this 1569-nucleotide messenger RNA. The record is from the annotation of a GenBank genome assembly. NCBI's taxonomy places the organism in Eukaryota, Metazoa, Platyhelminthes, Cestoda, Cyclophyllidea, Mesocestoididae.